Molecule: messenger RNA, 921 nt
Organism: Symbiodinium sp. CCMP2592
Lineage: Eukaryota; Dinophyceae; Suessiales; Symbiodiniaceae
Source: the annotation of a GenBank genome assembly
AUGACGAACUUCUCGCAGCCGCCGCGCAGCGAGCCCGUGCGGCCGGACGAGGCGGCGGACGUGGCCGGCGUGGGCGCGGACGUGGACAGAACCUCGCUGCCCCGCCUGCCGAUGCCCUUCAGCCCAACCCCCCUGCAUCCGGCCAACCUGAGGCAACCAACACACGUCGGUCACAAGCCACUGCAGCUGCAGAAGCCGGCCUGCAGCGUGGUCUUGCAGCCCUCGAUGCCGUUUGCUUGCAAACCACUUGCCGUGAGCACUGCCCCUGCGCGCGUCCGCGGGUGCUUGCGCACUGCCCUGCGAACAGGGCUCCGGCUCGCAGUGCAUCCGUCCUGCCCUGAGGACGAAGUGCGCGGCUGGAUGCUUUUCUGCGUCGCGCCCCGGAUGCUGCUUUACCGCUCGCCUGGCGACUCCCGAGUGCCCACGGCAGAGUUGGACAGGCGCUUUGACGCGUUUCGAGCAGGGCUAUGGACCGACCUGCUGCGCGAGGCGGCAGAACUGCUCGCUGCAGGCAACAGCGACACCCUCGCAGAGCUCCGCGACCCCCAGCGACGACCGCACGAGCCCUACGCCCCGUUACCGCAGGCCCCGCUCCAACAUAACCCUGAUCAAGCGUGCCCCCUGCCUCUGCAGGCCUUCCUCGACAGCUUGCGGAGUGCUCGUCGCAGCUUCGCUGCUGGCCCGUCCGGCGCCACCAACGAGCACAUCCGCGUCUUGCUCGACGACGAGGUGGACGCCCGUUUGCUGCAUGGCGCCGCCCUUCGGCUAGCCAAAGCGGAAGUGCCUCUCGCUGUGGUCGACGGCGACGGCAUGCGUGUCGCGCGCAUCGUCGCAUUGCGCAAGCUCAACGGCAGGGCCGAGGGCGGCGAGCAAGGCGACCCACUGAUGCCGGCAUUCUAUGCCUUGGCGCAGCACGGCUGA